AUGGGGGGUAAGAAAGGCGGGAAAAAAGGCGCAGCAGCUGCGGCUUCAACCGCUCAGCAGCAGCAGCAGCAGGACCAGCAGCAGCAGCAGGACCAGCAGCAGCAACAGGACCAGAAGCAGCAGGACCAGCAGCAGCAGCAGGAGUCUCAGCAGCAAGAGCAGCAGCAGCCCCAGGAGGAAAAGAAGGAUAAGCCAUCAGAAGAGCAGCAGCAAGGACAGCAAAGCCAGCAGCAGCAGGAGCAGCAGCAGCAGCAGGAGCAGCAGCACGACGAAAAGCAUAAGGAUGCAGAUAAGCAGCAGCCUGAUCAGCAGCAGCCUGAUCAGCAGCAGGAUGAACAGCAGCAGCAGCAGCAGCAGCAGCAGCAGCAGGAAGAAGAAGAAGAAGAAAUAACACUAAAAAAAGCACAUAGUGUAGAAAUAGAUGUAUUCAAGGAAGAAAAAGAAGAAAAAGAAGAAAAAGAAGAAAAAAAAGAAAAAAAAAAAAUAAAUAAUAAUAAUAAUGCUAUUAAUAUACUUAAAUUAAUGCAAGAAAAAGAAGAAAAAAGAAAAAAAGAAGAAGAAGAAAAAAAAAGAAAGGAGCAAGAAGAAGAAAGAAAAAGAAAAGAAAAAGAAAAAGAAGAAGAAGAAAGAAAAAGAAAAGAAGAAGAAGAGAGGAAAAGGAAAGAGGAAGAAGAAGAAAGAAUAAAAAAGGAGGAAGAAGAAGAAAAAAAAAGAAAAGAAAAAGAAAAAGAAGAAGAAGAAGAAAGAAAAAGAAAAGAAAAAGAAGAAGAAGAAGAAGAAGAGGAAAAGAAAAGAAAAGAAGAAGAAGAAAGAAAAAAAGAGGAAGAAGAGAGAAUAAGAAAAGAAAAAGAAGAAGAAGAAAGAAAAAGAAAAGAAGAAGAAGAAAGAAAAAGGAAAGAAGAAGAAGAAGAAAAGAAAAGAAAAGAAGAAGAAGAAGAGAGAAUAAGAAAAGAAAAAGAAGAAGAAGAAAGAAAAAAGAAAAAAGAGGAAGAAGAAGCAGCAGCUGCAGCAGCAGCAGCAGCAGAUGAAGAAGCAGCAACAGCAGCAGCAGCAGCAGCAGCAGCAGCAGCAGAGGAGCCACCAAAGAUAAUAGUGCAGCACGUAGAGGACACAAAGAAAGCAUUUGAGGCAGCGCUAAGAAUGUUAAGAGGGGAGGAGGACGAAUCUGCUGCUGCUGCUGCUGCUGCUGCAGCAGCAGCAGCAACAGGAGAAGGAGAAGAAGAGGAAGAAGAAGAAGAAGAAAUACCUUUGCUGCAGCAACUAACAGCAGAACAAAAGAUUGUUGUCAGUAAAUUACAACAAUUAGAUCAACAAGCAAAAAAUAUACAAAAAGAAUUAGAUCAAGAAAUACAAUUACUUAUGUAA
Eimeria maxima is the source of this 1365-nucleotide messenger RNA. RefSeq lists its product as hypothetical. Bases 1 to 1365 code for a protein of 454 amino acids. NCBI's taxonomy places the organism in Eukaryota, Apicomplexa, Conoidasida, Eucoccidiorida, Eimeriidae. The transcript has a single exon. The record is from RefSeq and is a predicted model, not a curated record.